Molecule: messenger RNA, 1608 nt
Organism: Zonotrichia albicollis (white-throated sparrow)
Lineage: Eukaryota; Metazoa; Chordata; Aves; Passeriformes; Passerellidae
Product: arylacetamide deacetylase-like 4
Cellular component (GO): membrane
Molecular function (GO): carboxylic ester hydrolase activity
Source: RefSeq, a predicted model, not a curated record
AGUCUUCUGUGAAGACACCUUAGAUGCAUUUGAAAACAGGGCUUAACCCAGUUUUAUAGCAUUCCCUCCUGUUUUGAAGUGAAAUGGCAUCUGUUUAUACAACUUUGGCAAUUAUAGGAAUGUUUUUUAUUUCUCCUGUUUUAGUACCAGCACUGUUUUGGGGAGUUGUAUUAUAUGAUUUUUUCAAAACAGAAUUGCCACCUGGAAUUGAGCAACCUCUAAAGCUUCGUGUUUUCCACUCCUUGAUGAUCACGACCAUGGUCGCGGGAAAGAUUUUGGAGAAGCUGGGGAUCUGCAAUGAUUUAACCAUACUGCGAGCAGCGGUCAAUGGGAUUCCUCCAUGGAGAGAUUCCAAACUGCUUAUCAAAGAUCUCACAGUAGAUGAGGUACCCUUGAGGAUUUAUCAGCCCAAAAGCCCACCCACUGGCAAAAGAAGAGGAAUUCUCUAUUUUCAUGGAGGCGCUGGCACAUUUGGGAGCAUUAGAGCCUUUGAAAGAGUAUGCCGCUAUAUGGCCAAAAAAUGCAACUCAGUGGUUGUGUCUGUUGGGUACCGUCUGUCUCCUGAACAUCCCUACCCAGGGCAGUAUUUUGACUGUCUCAAUGCCACCUUAUACUUCAUGAGGAAUUUGGAAGAGUAUCACGUGGAUCCUGGUCUCAUCAUCCUCAGUGGUGACAGCUGUGGGGCUAAUUUUGCCACAGUUAUUUGCCAAAUACUGCUGAAUGACAGAGAUCUGCCAAAAGUACGUGCUCAGGUCCUGCUUUACCCAGGACUCCAGGGGCUGGAUUUCCACUUGCCCUCCUACCAGCAGAACGCUUUUGUCCCCAUAUUGUCCCGGAAGAUGAUCAUCUACUUCUGUUUUCGUUACCUUAACAAAAAACCCACAUUUUGGAAAGAGGUUCUACAAAACAGCCAUGUUCCUGAUAGUAUGAGACACCAGUAUAAGAAAUGGGUAAGUGCUGACCUUAUUCCUGAUGAAUUUAAGGUUAGAGGCUAUGUACCAACCAAACCUGCAUCAUAUAAACCUGAAGUCCAUGAAGCUAUCAAAGAAAUUUUAGCAAUAACAUUUUCCCCACUAUUAGCUGAAGAUUCCAUUAUUUGCCAGCUCCCUGAAUCCUUGAUUGUGACCUGUGAGUUUGAUGUCUUGAGGGAUGAUGGUCUGUUAUACAAGAGGAGACUAGAGGAAAAUGGUGUUCGAGUGACCUGGUAUCAUUGUGAGAACGGCUUCCAUGGAAUUUUAGCCUUUUUUGGCUAUGGGAUUUUUUCCUUUCUAUCUGCAAAUAAGAUAAUGGACAGUAUUGUGAAUUACAUAAACAGUUUAUAGAAGUAUUUUUCAGAAGAAAGAUGCAAGUCAUGCAGUAUGUCUGUGAAUUUAUACUUGGCAAGGGAUAUAAACACCUUUCAUUUAUGGUUUGGAUUUUGACUGCAUUUUGUAGUUUCUGAUUUCUGCUUCUGUAGUGACUCUCAAACAAACGUUAAGAUUAUUUGAAUUUUCUAGUUCAAAUAAUAAUAAUAAGCAUUCUAGAAAAUAUUCUUGUAAAAACACACCAAUAAGACCAGCAUGAAAAAGGCAAUGCAUCCUGUUUGACUAAAAGUACAGCAAUUCCAGU